AUGCUCUCCCACCUUCUGUUAAUUGCUUUCAUUUUGAACCCCUUUGUGAUAACCAGUCCCCUUGGUGGAACCCGUGCCAGGGGCAGAUGUGCCCCCACGUUCAUAAGAACCCACCCCUUUCAAAUAGCAAAAAGUCAAAUUCAACAAUUGUACAGAAAAAAGGGGACUUAUGUAAUCCGUGCAAGAGGUGGGCACCACGAGAAGGAGAGUCGAAAAGGGACAAGACGAGACAAACGCAGAAAUGGAAGCUCUAGUGACCACAGGGAAGAUACUAAACCUAAGCGGGAAUCUACCCCUAUUAGCAAGGACUCCGUGAGGAAGCACGACAGACGCAAGCACACCUAUAAUACGUCCAGCAUUUCAAACAGGAGAAAAAAAAAAUAUACAAAGGAGGAAGUCAAAGCGGAGAAGGAAAAACAGUUGAAAGGUAAGUUCAGGAGAAAAAAAAAUUACCAGGGAAUUCUAAAAAAGGAGAAGAAGCAGGACAGAAGGAUCAACCAUACGGAUGGUGGUGAGGAGGUCGACAGGAAAACAGAUCUGCCUAAUGGCAGGGGGGGAGAUUCGCCAAAUGAGGGGGCCACCAGGGAAAAGCGAAACCGCGGUGGAAGGAGAACCAACCGAGGAAGACGAACCCUUUCUCAGAAGGAGCAGAAAAUCCUGGACAUGUUUCAGAAUGACCUGAACGAGUCUAUUGAAAGGCUAAAUAAAAAGACGAGAAAAUAUGAACUGUGCAGGCAAAAUGAAAACUUGAAAAGCGGACUGCAGGGCAACGAAAUACUACGCAAGGUAUUAUCGGUUGGCAGAAGCGGAAAGAGGAAAGAAGGGAGAAAACCGAGAGGGAGUCUUGCCAGUGAAGAUUCUCCUCAGAUGAAUAGGGGCGUCUGCAAAUAUGUGGACGACAUUAGCGAUGACGCAGGGGGGGAACAAAUUAAACAUUCAGGUGAGAGGACCAAAAAGGAGAGAAACGCGCAACAGAAGGUGCAACUGCAUUCAUCACCAUAUCGAGAAGCAAGAACCCAAAAAGGGAACACACACAGUAAGGGAAGGAAGACAGCAUUGGAAGAAACGAACAUGACAAAGUUGAGCCAAAGGAAGGGAAGAAACCACCCCCAGGAAGAAGACACUGAUAAGGACGGAGAAACAAACGAAAGAAUCCACAACGAUGAAGUCGAAGGAGAAAACUUAAAUCAAAAAAGGGCUGUUAUUAAAAUAGGAAAAAGUGUAGACCCCUUUAGAAGGAGAAUUCACAUCGAUUACGACAGUUGCUCUCUGAGCGAUGAGGUGCGUAAACGACUGGCCAAGUUUAGCAGCAUCAUCGAUUUGAAUGCAAACGGAGGGGGGAAGAAGCGCAACACAGAGGGGGGCACGACGGAGGAAGCAACGAAGGAAACAACAAAGGAAGAGACGAAUUGCACGACGGAAGAGUACCGCACCUUUGCAGACCUAGGCAUCUGUGACAACUUCCUGAACGUCUACUUAAAAUACAACGGUAUUGAAAAACCGACGGAAUACCAAGCCAAGUUCAUCCCGCUACUUAUUCUUUUCAUGAAUAAUGGCUAUAGCGAUUGGAGGAAUUGCUCUGGUGGGAACGGAAAGAUGGGGGAAGCAGCCAGCUUGGGAGGGGCCUACCCCCCUGUUGAGCGCAUAAUCUACGUGAACAAAUACAACGAACGGAGUGGGAAACUCAUUCGGACCUUCUUCCUUCAUUGCCCCACGGGGACUGGAAAGACGUUCAUAUACGUCCUUCCUCUGUUCCAGCACAUUAUGAAUGUGUGCUUUGGCGUGACCCCGUGUUUGGAGGAAGCGACAAAAGGGGGGCAGCCCGCAUAUGUUGGUGCGAAUUCUGAUGUAACUUCGAAUGGCACAUCCGCUUCGUGCACCGAAUCAACCUCUUCUUAUGAGAGCACCCCCCAAGACGGGGAAACCUUCUACGUGAGGAAGGAAAUUAACGCCGACGUGACUUCCUUUUUCUGCUCCAACGUGAAGCAAGAGGAGCAGCAUUUUAUCACCCAAAAUAAGCGUAACGUAGCGGCAAUGAUGAACACCCUAAUCAGGAUGAACCCCUCCGGGGAAGUGAAACAACCCAACUGUAAUGACCACAUGGUGGGAAAAAAAACCCCCCCGUCAGAUAAGCACCCCAAAAAUGACGUCCUAAUUGUUACAUACAAUAAAGAACUAGCCGUGCAGAUAUAUCACCUGUGUAAAGAUUUAAUCGAAUCGUUUUUCAAGUCUUCCAAGUCGAAGUUCUUCGAGUUUAAUGACUCCCUCAUGUGGUCCCACUUGCCCAACGUGGACCCGCAAAGGAAGACCUUACUGGAGCGCUUAAAUGUGAACUUUAAAAAAAAAAAAAAUUUUAACGUGCAUUUACUAAUAGGGGGGAACAACAUCAAGUACCAGUUGAAGGGGUUGAAACGGCCCAAGGUGCACUUGACGGGGGAAAUCGCACCAGAGGGGGAGGCAUCGGUGGACCCAUCCCAGGAACCCUUGCCCACAGUAGAAGAAGACCUCAUCGAGCACGUGAACAUCUACGUAGGAACACCAGGCAGGUUAGAAAGGCUAAUCAAUGAAAGGCAAAUCAUUAACCUGGAAAAUAUUUCAACCAUCGUAUUUGAUGAAUACGAUUUUUUUUUUAAUUCCUUUCGGGGGAAGGGUAGUGAAGAGACAAAGACAGACAAAAAACCUCACGUGGAAAAUGAAUUUUUUUCAAAAAUAUUAAGAAGCAUAUAUAGUACUACGAAGAAGGGUCAGCCUGGGAAGGGUCCUCUCCCCCCGUGGACUUCCCUCACCAACGUCAUUUGCUGCAGCGCAACUCCAGCGGUGUAUUCCUACUUGACCUUCACACGGCAUAUCAUUACGACGAACUUUUUACGCCACCUCCAUGGGGGGAACGAAUCGGUGGGAAAGGGAGCAAUUGUGCAGGAAGUAGCCCCAAUGGGGGAAGCAGUACCUAUGGAAGAAACAGUACCUGUGGAAGAAACAGUACAUGUGGAGGGAGAAGCAUCCAGUGGAGGGUACUCACGUCGAAAAAGCCUCCCACCGGGGGACCGACCCCCCAUUGACCGCAAACUGGAGGAAAGUAUGUUAAACGGAUUGUUCAACCUAAAGGAGUUCGGAAAGAUUCCCGAGAACCUGAUUCACCUAAAUUACACCUACGAUAAGAGGAACCGAGAAUGGAGCAACAGCGCCACAAUAAACUUUUUAAAUGUACUCUUUUCGAACCCCCUGCGGAAGAACGUCCUGGUGUUUUGCAAUACCAAGAAACGCGUCAUGGACCUGUGGAGCCUCUUCCGGAACCGAUUCGACGUAGAUAUCCAGACCAUCUUCGCAGAGAAAGACAAAAAAAGAAAAAAAAUAUUCAAGGCUAUUAACUACGCCAACUUUUUUAAGAACGACCUGGUGGAUUACAAAAAUUUGAAAAAAUACGUGAACUUUAUGUUCCUCUCGACAAACUUGCUCUACCGGGGGAUCAACUGCAUGGGCUUCACCACCAUCGUGAACUUUGAUAUGCCUUCAGACCCCACGGAGUACGUCCACCGGUGCGGAAGAAUAGGAAGGAUUAACAACAAGGGCAUCAUCAUUAACAUUUUUGAAAAGAGCUUUCGGCGCACAUACAAGAGAAGGAUCUUUUCCAAGCUGGGCAUCCAUCCUUACGACGUCGACUGCUACAUGAACAAUCUGUUCACGCUGGGGGGGGACGAACUUCAGGGCGACGUCGGGAAAGAAGUUUGGAAAGAAAUUGACGACGUUGUCGAAGUUGAAUCGAAAUUUUUCGUGCACAUCUUUUACCUCCCUUCCCCCCUAUUGACCACGCUGUUAUUUUCCCCGAUGAACUGCGCCUUCCUGUUUUAUGGCAAGCCCUGCAGCGGGAAGGACACCUUCAUAAAUCUACUCCUCAGGAAGAGGAAGCAGCUGCAGUUGUUCCUCUUCCUUUUUAACCAUUUGGUCCACAAGGAUGACUCCAACGUACGUUUAAGGGAGAAGAUAUUUUUUAUCCAACUUAUUAAAUAUUACUAUCGGAUUGGAAGGCGGAAGAGCAACGUUUCCAUAUCUUUUUGUCAUGGGGGGGAGACUGAACGGAAAGUGUCUUUCCGCUUUUUGGUCCAUCUGACGAAACAUCUCCUUCACAUUUGGAGGAACUCUGGGUGGGACCCGGGUGCGGGCUCUAAAGGGGCUAAAAAUGGAAGGGCAAAAAAACAACCCCCACGUGGAGCUCCCCCAAAAGGGAGCACCCGUCAACUUUACCCAACCCGGCGAAGAGUCCCCCAAAGGAAUCCCCUCAGGAGAACUGAGCUGCCCAACCAGUCGAUCUUCCCCCUCAUUUGCUACUUGUACGAACAGAAAGAUGAAUGGAUGUCCUAUUAUCGUUCCUACCUACGUAGGAAUAAAAUAAAAACUUUUAACGUAUCGUUAGAUUUUAUAGAAAAGCAGUUAUAUCGUGGACAUCCACCGAAAGUGACCUCCUUAAAUUCAUCGAAAGUUGAUCAAAGGGAACUUCAUCUGCUACUGAACAGGAGGUACACCGUCUAUGGGAGGGAGAAACAUGAUCGGGGUGUCUAUUACCCUAUUGUAAAAAGGACGACAAUCAAGGGAGGACACAAUAUGCUGAUCAGGGGGGCCAUCCAUAAAGAAGAAAAAGGAACAAACAUGGCAAAAAAACCGACUUGGGCUAACCAAGUUAAGUACUGGAGAACGGCCAGACGUAUUGCCUACGCCUACUGUGCAUCCCUAAUGCAGGCGAAAAAUCAACGGAGUAGUAACAACCCCUGUGGGGUAAAGGCUGAGCAUGUCUUUAUCCUCCUUAACGACACAUUCCACUUGCCCUCAAUGAGGAAGAAGUACUACCUUUUGUGCAGGAGGUACCACUUUAACUACGCGCAAAUUUACCUAAAUGCGCUCCUAAAAAUAUGUUUAGAACGAAACCGACACAGAAAAAAAUUCAAACCCAUAGCAGACAAAACAAUUGUGCGGAACCACUUUUAUCACCAGAAAUAUGCCGUCCGUUUUAGGGAGGCAAGCCAAACGAGAUCACCCAACCUGGUUACUGUCGUACGUGGGGGUAGGAAGUGGCAGAAGAAGGUUUUCUCCAUUCAGGUGGACUCCUCAGUUCCGCAAAAGGUUUGCCGUGUGGAUGCCGUCUUAAAGGAUAUAAACUUUACAACUGCCCAUAUGCAUCCCCCUACGCGCAGUAGAAAAGACAUAUGUGCAUUUACCACCACCCCGAAUCAGCUUACAGAUACAUUGCGACUCAUCUAUAACCAUUUGGACGAAUUUAGAAAUAAGACUUGGCGGAACCAGACUAAAAACGUGCAGGAAGUAAAGCGGGAUAAUCUUCCAAACCGCCUGGAUAUGUUAAACCUUAUGGUUAACAGAAUAAUUCACGAGAAGUUGAAGUCCCUCCCGAAUGAACGGAAGAAUGAAUGUGCCAAGAAAUUGCGCGUAAUUAAACUGAGGCUCUUAAAAGAAUGUAGGGAUGGUAGGGAUUAUUCCAUGAAGGACCUCGAUGAUAUGUUUCAUGUGGAGUAG
Plasmodium coatneyi is the source of this 5523-nucleotide messenger RNA. RefSeq lists its product as uncharacterized. Gene Ontology annotation, cellular component: nucleolus. The record is from RefSeq and is a predicted model, not a curated record. The transcript has 8 exons. Lineage: Eukaryota; Apicomplexa; Aconoidasida; Haemosporida; Plasmodiidae. The coding region runs from base 1 to 5523 and encodes 1840 amino acids. Gene Ontology annotation, molecular function: nucleic acid binding; ATP binding.